Messenger RNA from Bombus impatiens (common eastern bumble bee), 1698 nucleotides. RefSeq lists its product as uncharacterized. Bases 1 to 1698 code for a protein of 565 amino acids. The transcript has a single exon. NCBI's taxonomy places the organism in Eukaryota, Metazoa, Arthropoda, Insecta, Hymenoptera, Apidae. The record is from RefSeq and is a predicted model, not a curated record.
AUGGCGGCGCAGACACUGACACAGGAUUUCUAUGUCGACGAUUUGUUGACAGGAGAAAACUCUUUGGAGAAAGCAAGGGCGCUGCGAGAUCAACUCAUCGGCGUAACCAGAAAGGGGGGAUUCGAACUCCGGCAGUGGAUCUCCAAUGAGCCCCAAUUACUGGCGCCACUACGCAGGAAGUCAGAUCAGUCGAACCACCUAUCGCUGGAUGAUAAGGGUACUACGAAGACACUGGGACUACAGUGGACGGCUACCCAGGAUAGGUUGGAAUACUCCUCCAGCCAACCUACGAAAGCUCACAAGGUUACGAAAAGGGCGAGCCUCGCAAGAGUCGCUCAACUAUUCGAUCCGUUGGGGCUAGUCGGACCGGUAAUAGUGCAAGCAAAAUUAAUACUACAGGCGCUGUGGAAAGGUCACGUGGAAUGGGACGAGGUAGUACCAAGGGACAUUCAGGUGGCAUGGACGAGCUUCCAAGCUCAACUACAAAGGAUUCACCGAAUUACCAUCCCGAGGCGGGUCACGAUAGCUGAUACCGUCGACGUGCAACUACACGGAUUCGCAGAUGCGAGUGAACGGGCGUACGGAGCCUGCAUCUACAUCCGUAGCACAGACAACACCAACCGACAUCAAACAUGUUUGCUAUGCUCAAAGUCCAGAAUAGCACCAUUGAAGACGCAAACCCUACCCCAACUGGAAUUUUGCGCAGCAGUAUUAUUAAUCAAAUUAGUUCGAAGCGUUACCAAAGCAUUGACCCUUACAUUUCGAAAAAUUAUCCUCUGGUCCGAUUCUACCAUAGUAUUGCACUGGAUCAAUACACCACCACAUACACUGAAAACGUUCGUAGCGAACAGAGUGACAGAAAUCUUGCAAGGUAGCACCGAGAAGCAGUGGCGAUAUGAGCCAUCAGAAGACAAAGCGGCAGACACCCUAUCGCGAGGCGCAGAGCUGGACGACCUCAUACACCACAAGACUUGGUAUCAGGGACCUCACUGGCUGGAGCAAUCAGAGGACGCCUGGCCACGCGAGGAACUCACACCUAUCGAAAUACCGGAACAACGAAGGGUAAUAACCCUACAAACCAGCACACCGACUGAUCUUCAAAUCUUAGAAAGGUUUUCUUCGUUCCCAUUAUUCACACGGGUCGUCGCCUACUGUCUAAGAUUCGCCAACAACACCAGGCAGCAUUCAAGAGGACAGCUGACGAUAGAAGAACUAGAUCAAGCUACCUGUCGAAUCAUACGCUUACUGCAAAAAACGGCCUUUCCAACCGAAAUGCAGGACUUACGUGCGACAUCACCACCGAGCAAAUCAAAUCGGCUAAUCUCGUUAAGCCCAUUCCUAGACGCAGAGGGGAUAAUCAGAGUCGGCGGCAGGCUCGCCCACUCAGGGUUGAGGUACGAACAGAAACACCCCGCCGUUCUGCCUCCACAGCAUCAUCUCACUAAUCUGAUUAUUCGAGAGACACACAUCAGACAGGGUCACAGCGGGGUGCAAGGAACUCUACAUGUAGUACGACAAGCAUACUGGCCGAUCAAUGGAAGAGUUGCGGUGAAGGCGGCAAUCCGGAAAUGUGUAAUAUGCCGCAGAAUGCAAGCCAGAGCCCCGCAAUAUCCAAUAUUGCCAGCGAACAGAGUUAAAUUGGAGCGACUGUUCUUAGUGGUGGGCAUCGACGCUAAUAACGUUCAAGGCUCGCGAUAA